Pyricularia grisea is the source of this 2980-nucleotide messenger RNA. RefSeq lists its product as uncharacterized. The coding region runs from base 277 to 2487 and encodes 736 amino acids. The transcript has 8 exons. Gene Ontology annotation, cellular component: nucleus. Gene Ontology annotation, biological process: DNA topological change. The record is from RefSeq and is a predicted model, not a curated record. Lineage: Eukaryota; Fungi; Ascomycota; Sordariomycetes; Magnaporthales; Pyriculariaceae. Gene Ontology annotation, molecular function: DNA topoisomerase type I (single strand cut, ATP-independent) activity; DNA binding.
UAGAAAUCGACACAAAAAAAAAGUUCACCCAGACUAUCUACAGCCUUAAUCAAAUAGAUUCAACGCACUGGCCCAAUAAGCGCGUCUACCAAUCCUGUUUCUUUUUUUUCAAUCUGCAUGAAGAUCGAUUAGACUUGAUCCAGCAUACUCUGUCUACCCACACCCAUCAUCUGUCUGCCUGCUCCCCUGACUUCCCGAUACGCAAAGAUAUUUGGACGUCAUGAGUUGACCGCGUCCGCUCAGCCUCGUGAAUACGCGUCUAUAGAGGGAGACACGAUGACCAAGAUACUAUGUGUGGCUGAGAAGCCGUCCAUCUCCAAGGCUGUCGCCGGUCACCUCUCCGGCGGCCAGUUCCAAACGCACAGUACAAGCGUUCAAUACAUCAAGAAUUAUUCGUUUACUUAUGACUUUGGCCACCCAUGGGGUAACUGCGAGGUCACCAUGACCUGCGUUACCGGGCAUCUGACUGAGGUACAAUUUGGUCCCGACUUCAAAGACUGGCAUCGACCUACGCCCGACCAUCUAUUCAGUGCUCCUUUGCACACUCAGGUUGCAAAUAACAAGAAGGACAUAGCCGAGAACAUUCAGCGUCAAGCUCGGCACGCCCGGGCUUUGUUCAUCUGGACAGAUUGCGACCGUGAAGGAGAACAUAUUGGUAGUGAAAUACGAGAGGAAGCCAGGAAAGGCAAGCCUGGUAUCGAAGUCAAACGAGCGAGAUUCAGCAACAUCGAGCGGGCGCACAUAUUACAAGCUGCCAGAAACCCCGUCAACCUUGAUGAUAUGCAGGUUGCUGCUGUAGCAGCGCGCAUAGAGCUGGAUCUCCGGAUAGGCUUUGCGUUUACCAGGUUUCUCACCAUCAACCUGCGCUCUCUUAAUGGGCCGCUGAAAGACCUCGUGUUGAGUUACGGAUCAUGUCAGUUCCCUACUCUUGGCUUCGUGGUUGACCGAUACUUUCGCGUCAAGAAUUUUGUGCCCGAGACUUUCUGGAGCAUCAAGCUGAGCAUCAAGAAGGACGGAAAGAAUGGAACCUUCACCUGGACCAGGGGUCGCCUUUUUGAUCGAGCGUCUGUAAUAAUUCUCUACGAACGAUGCAUCGAGGCCAAGACUGCAACGGUCACCAAAGUACAGGAGAAGCCGACAAGAAAAUGGAAGCCGUUGCCUUUGACCACGGUCGAACUCCAAAAGAUGGCUACAAAGUUCAUCCGGAUAAGCGGUCAGCAAACCAUGGAAAUCGCAGAGAAACUCUACCAAAAGGGGUUCAUCAGCUACCCCAGAACCGAGACAGAUCGCUUCGACAAAGGUAUGAAUCUGCGAACCCUGGUGCAAAAGCAGACACAGGACGGUAGAUGGGGUCCAUUUGCUCAGGGGCUGGUUGAUGGCGGGUUUCAACAGCCUCGCAACGGCCGUCACGACGACAAGGCGCACCCUCCAAUCCAUCCAAUCACGUAUGCCACCGGCGCUGCCCUCGGCGAAAUCGGGGCGGAAGCAGGAAGGGUGUACGAACUUAUAGUUCGUCGGUUCCUUGCGUGUUGUUCGGAAGACGCUCAAGGCAUGGCUACGGAUAUUGAUGUGACCUAUGGACCGGAGACGUUCCAUGCGCAUGGCGUUGUCGUCAUAGAGAGGAACUACCUCGACGUCUACCCUUACGAAAACUGGAGCAACUCAGCGGAGCUGCCACGGCUCACCGUGGGUGAGCAGAUCAGCCCGGCCGAGGCGAUGAUGACUGAAGGCAAAACACAGGCGCCAAGCUAUCUUACCGAGGCUGAUCUAAUCGCUCUCAUGGAUGCCAAUGGGAUUGGGACUGAUGCCACGAUGGCGGAACAUAUCCAAACCAUCCAGACGAGACAGUACGCACGCACAACCGAACUACCAGGACGGAAUGCUCAACCAGGCGAUGGAGCCGUCGACGAGGAGGACGUAGCCGCACCAGCGGGAAGAGGAGGAAGGGGAGGACGGGGUCGAGGCCGAGGUCGUGGUGGCACACGAGGAGGAAGAGGGGGAGGCGGUGCAACCAGUAGAGGCAGUCGUGGUGGUGUGAAGGUCUUUGUCCCAACACAACUUGGUGUGGCACUGAUUGAGGGGUUUGACCGAAUGAACUUUGAGAUGAGUCUUGGCAAGCCGUUUCUCAGGCGAGAGAUGGAAGCCAAGAUGAAAGCAAUCUGCGAAGGCCGUGCAACAAAGGACGGGGUGCUCGAGGAGAGUAUACGCCAGUAUCGUCACGUCUACAACCUAUCGGCUGAGAAUCUCCACGUUUUGCGACAGGUAAAUCUGUCCCGAUGGCGGGGUAAGAAGGCGGCGGUCGUGUUGCGCAGCAGCAAGUUACGGAGAAAAGACGUAGUUGGACAAGCCGAGCUUUGUACCCGAGACUCCGAAUGCGGAUAUGGCAUUAAUUCAUGUGCAGGCAUCAUUGGUGAUGGUGAAGUCGACGCGUUAAUUAGGGCUUAUGCCCCCGCCAAGUUUAUCAACUCCACGUCUCCGCAGUUGUAGCUUUUUGGUCGAAACUCUUUUGUCCUGUGUCUUCUUCCUCGUCAAGAACGGAGGCCGCCGUGUCUUUUGAAAGAGAGUUUAUGUGGCGGCGUUGAAGGGGAGCAUUUACAGCCAGUCACUUGACGGCGUGAUGGUCACGAACGACCAAAUGGAUGACAAACAACUCGCAUCAUAAGGCGGAGGAUCCCGGAAUGAUUUACACAAGGUGGAAAUGCCGGGUAGCAGCGGGGCGAUGAUCUCGAAACCCACAUGUGGUGACUGGCGCCGCGACCUGUCAGAGUGCAGUACCGUAGUAUAUCCCCGCUCCCAGGAAGGCUCCUCCAGUGUCAUGUUCUCUCGUCGCGGACUUGGUUUCGAACCUUUGAGCCGUUAGGGGCUAAUGUACAGUACAAAGCGGGUUUGUGACAUGCUUUGCGAAAACCCGGGUUGUGGGGCCCCCGUUGCUGCUGCUGCUGCCGAUAGUACUCACAAACCAUGAUACAUGCGAUAGUCU